This is a messenger RNA of Onychostruthus taczanowskii (white-rumped snowfinch), 958 nucleotides long. It is a transcript of the gene ALG14, whose product is annotated as ALG14 UDP-N-acetylglucosaminyltransferase subunit. Gene Ontology annotation, cellular component: UDP-N-acetylglucosamine transferase complex. The coding region runs from base 1 to 639 and encodes 212 amino acids. The record is from RefSeq and is a predicted model, not a curated record. The transcript is spliced from 4 exons. Lineage: Eukaryota; Metazoa; Chordata; Aves; Passeriformes; Passeridae. Gene Ontology annotation, biological process: dolichol-linked oligosaccharide biosynthetic process.
AUGGAGGAGCUGCCCGUCGUCGUGCUCCUGCUCCUCCUUCUCUCCUUACUGCUUGUCCCGCUGGUGCUCCUGGAUAGGAGGCGCCGUGGCCGGCGAACACCUCCGUUCAGUCUCCUGGUGGUGGCCGGCUCUGGUGGGCACACAACAGAAAUCCUGAGGUUACUUAGCUGUUUGUCAGAGUCAUACUCUCCUAGACAUUAUGUUUUGGCAGACUCAGAUAAGAUGAGUGAAGCUAAAAUACGUUCUUUUGAACAAAAAAGGGCUGAAACAUUCUCCGAGUCCCAGUUCAGCCUGGAUCGCAUUCCCAGAAGCCGGGAGGUUAGACAGUCCUGGAUCUCCUCUGUGCUAACAACACUAUACUCCAUACUUUACUCCCUUCCUCUGACCUACAAACGGAAACCAGAUUUGAUAUUGUGCAAUGGACCAGGAACAUGUGUUCCUGUCUGUUUAUCUGCUUUUCUGCUUGGCCUUCUACGAAUAAAGAGAACAGUUAUUGUGUAUGUAGAGAGCAUCUGCCGUGUGGAAACUUUAUCCUUGUCUGGAAAGAUUCUUUACUACUUUUCAGAUUAUUUCAUUGUUCAGUGGCCUGAUCUAAAGAAAAAAUAUCCCAAGUCAGUGUAUCUUGGUCGAAUAGUGUAACAACACUAGACAAGCUAAACUUUACCUGAAAUAGACUCUACAAGCUCCUCACUUGCAUUCCUGUAGUAAUUUAUUUUCAAGAAUUCCUGUUACAAAAUCAGGCUGGUACUUUAAAAUGAGACAAAAAAGUUCUCUACGUUUAAGUAAAAUUUGUGUGUAUUUGUAUUUAUUGCUGUCGUGUAGUUCUGUUUGCCAAUAACUCACAGUGGCUCUAAGUCUAUCCUGUCUCUGUUUUCAUCUAGUUUUUCUGCUAUGUGAAUGGUAAUUUUUGUCUACAAAUAAAUAUGGGAAUUUGUAUGAAUGUAACAUUUCCUGUAAG